This is a messenger RNA of Ilyonectria robusta, 1869 nucleotides long. RefSeq names its product FAD dependent oxidoreductase-domain-containing protein. The transcript is spliced from 2 exons. Gene Ontology annotation, molecular function: oxidoreductase activity. The record is from RefSeq and is a predicted model, not a curated record. Lineage: Eukaryota; Fungi; Ascomycota; Sordariomycetes; Hypocreales; Nectriaceae. Gene Ontology annotation, cellular component: cytoplasm. The coding region runs from base 159 to 1694 and encodes 511 amino acids.
GUCGGCUCAUGCAUUAUCUUGUAGCCAUCUGUGCAUGUAAUCAACACCCCUCAUAACUUGGAUCAGUAAAUAACUACCCCGAUUCGUACCUCACGAUACUCGACACAUGGUCCAUUAUCCAUCGGUAACAGCCAGUCAAUUCGAUCACUCCAAUCACCAUGGGUUCCGUCCUAUCCACCAUCCAAGGCACCAUCUUCACCGUGUCGUCCAUCAUCAGGACCCUCUCGAGCCUCAAUACGCAGUUCUCGUCGCUCCUCAGCAGGGCCACUUCUCCGCCUGGUCUCCCGGUGCCAAAUCCAACGUCUUCAUAUUGGCUCGACGACCCACCGUUCCCCGCGCUGUGCCACAUCCAGGGUGAGCUGCCAGAAGAGGCAGAUGUCGUCAUUAUCGGGAGUGGAAUCGCUGGUGCCUCUGUGGCCAAGACCCUUCUUGAGCUUUCUGGCCAGGAUAAGGCCCCGUUAAAUGUAGUCGUCUGCGAGGCGAGGCAGCUGUGCAGCGGCGCGACGGGGCGCAAUGGCGGGCAUAUCAAGAGCACGCCCUACGAGGUGUUCUCAGCGUUCAAGUCCAAGUUUGGUCCUCGGCGGGCGAGGGAAUUGGUUAGGUUUCAGAUGAGACACUUGCCGACGCUGUUGGAGGUCGGGGCGGCGGUGCCGGUGGGUGAGGUGCGAGAGGUGCGGACGGUGGAUUUGUUCAUCGAGCAAAAGGACCUUGAUAAGGCGAGGUGCGAUGUUGAAAAGUUGAAGGAGUGGGUUCCGGAGGUCGAGUGUCAGGUCUGGGAUGCUGAGGGCGCGAGAGAGGAGUUUGGUGUCAACAAGUCCAUCGCCGGGGCGGUAUCGUAUCAGGCUGGGGCUCUCUGGCCAUAUCGACUUGUUACUGGGGUGUGGAACGACUUGCUCCAACGGUUUCCAAGCCUGACUAUCAGCACGCACACCGCAGUUGAAGCUGUUGACCACGCUCCGUCCUCCUCUUAUCCCUACUCUGUCAAGACGUCUCGUGGCACCAUCAAAGCUCGGCAUGUCAUUCAUAGUACCAAUGCUUUUGCGCCCCAGCUCAUUCCCUCCUUACGAGGCACUCUCACUGGUGCCCUCGCACAUAUGUCGGCGCAGCGCCCGGGGGCGGCAUUCCCAGCAUCACACGGCCAGCUCUCGUGGUCCAUCGUCUACAGCCCAGGGUUCGACUACGUCACUCAGCGCCCAGAUGGCGAAGACGGCACCCCGGGAGACCUGAUGAUAGGCGGAGGUUUCUUCCGAAGCUGCGAGCAGGCGCUGGACCAGAUAGGCGUGUGGGACGACUCGCGGAUGGAUGCACUGCCGGGGAUGCACAUCCGGGGCGUGAUGCCGACGACGUUUGAGCCGCGGUGGGGGGAGGGCAGUGUGGUGAAGAAGGCUUGGACGGGGAUAUUGGGCUUCACGGGGGAUCUGAUGCCCUUUGUCGGCCGAGUCCCGGGGUCCGUUACACAGGAGGGCUCUGGAGAAUGGAUCGCAGCGGGCUUCAACGGCGAGGGAAUGGUAUGGGCGUGGCUUUCCGGGACGGCUUUGGCGGUCAUGGUGCUGGGAAAGGAGGAUGAAGAGCUCGAUAAGGGGGCUGGACGGCCGGGUGGGAAGUUGACUGAGUGGUUUCCACAGGAGGAGUUGAAGGUUGAUCGGGAGAGGUUGAAGAGAGCGGCUUUGCAGCACCUGGCUGAUGGCAUUUGAUUACGAUUCUGAUUUAGCGGUUGAGUCUGGUGAUAGAUGGCCUUUUGCACCAGGACAGAAACUCGUUGGUGGGCAGCUGUCAGCCACUUACAGCCGUGGUGAUUCAUCCCCGUCAGCUGGCAGCCAGUCUGUUGACGCGGUCUCUACUCGCCUUGAAUAAACAAACCGACCUCCC